CUCAUGCGGGUCGUGAGGCGCGGCCGUCCCGGGCUGAGAGGAAUGGCGGGGUGCACGCGUCGCCGCGGUCGCUCCUCGCCAGCUCUGCAGCUCGGAUUCUAACUCGAGCUCCGCGGCCCCGUCCGGCCCACCUCUGCCUCGGGCCCGCGCCCUCCGGAGGUUGCCCGACCUCACACCCUAGGCUGCAGCGGCCCAGCGCAGGCCCUAGGUCCGGGUCGACCUCGAUCGGACGGGACACGCGGCUGACGGGACGGGCGGCGGGCGGGACUGCGGGUGCAGAGGUGGCGGCCAGCAGAGGGCGCGACCCGAGCAUGGCCGAGGAGCGCCGGGGAUCCUGGUUUGGCUUCGGUUUCUGCGGCUUCGGGCAGGCGCUGGGCUCGGGGCGCGGGCAGCAGGUGCACAGCCCCGAGCCGCUGGAGACACCCGGCCCGGGCGCCGACGUCUGCCGCGUGAGCGCCAGCUGGAGCUACACCGCCGUCGUGACCCGUGGAGGCCAAGUGCAGCUUUCGGGCGCGGCCGGCGGCGCGGCGGGCGGCUGCAGGGACGCGUGGGCCUCGGAGGCGCUCCUCGUGGUGCUGCGCGCCGGGCCGGCAGUCGGGCCCGGGCCGGAGCUGCAGGCCUGGGCGCCGGGUUCGGCGCUGCGCGGAGAGCCCCUGUGGACCCACACGCUGGUGCCGGAGGCCGAGCGGGAAGACGCCGCGGGCGGGGAGCCCCAGGCCCAGGCGCUGCCCCUGCUGCCCGGCGCGCGCGCCUACGUGAGUCCGCGGCCGCCCUUCUACCGGCCUCUGGCCCCGGAGCUGCGGGCGCGCCGGGUGGAGCUGGGCGGCGAGCACGCCUUGCUGCUGGACGAAGCGGGCCAGGUGUUCUCCUGGGGCCAGGGCAGGCACGGACAGCUGGGCCACGGGACUCUGGAGGCUGCGCCGGAGCCGAGGCUGCUGGAGGCGCUGCAGGGCCUUCCCAUGGCUGAGGUGGCCGCGGGUGGCUGGCACUCCGUGUGUGUGAGCGAGACGGGGGAUAUUUAUGUCUGGGGCUGGAAUGAAUCCGGGCAGCUGGCCCUGCCCACCAGGAGCCUGGCAGAGGAUGGAAAGACCGUUGCCAGGGAAGCCGGCGGGCGGAACGAAGGUGACUCCAACGUGAGGACAGUGGGGAGUGAGGACGGAGCCCCAGCCCCCUUCAUAGCCAUCCAAUCCUUCCCUGCUUUACUGGAUCUGCCCUGGGGCGCGGAGGCAGCCCAGGCCAGCUGUGGCUCCCGGCACACGGCGGUGGUGACAAGGACUGGGGAGCUCUACACCUGGGGCUGGGCCGUGCCGGCGGAGUGAGGGGAUCUCUCGUCGUGGUGGUGGCUUGCGUCUCCCCGAUGCUGAGUGAUGUCGAGCAUCUUCUCAUGUGACUGUUGGCCAUCUG
This is a messenger RNA of Lontra canadensis (Northern American river otter), 1404 nucleotides long. RefSeq names its product RCC1 domain containing 1 (gene RCCD1). The record is from RefSeq and is a predicted model, not a curated record. Lineage: Eukaryota; Metazoa; Chordata; Mammalia; Carnivora; Mustelidae. Bases 312 to 1319 code for a protein of 335 amino acids. The transcript is spliced from 8 exons.